AUGUAUAAAUAUACGGAGAAACUGAGUUCAUUGCAUGCGAAUGCUAUGUCAUCUCUCAUCAACGGUCAUUCGCUUGUUCAUCCUGACCAUCCACUGCAUAAACCAGGCGAAGACGGCAUCACGCUCUAUAUAGGUAUUGACAAGAUUGGUAAACCCCGACUGUUCUUCUCACUCCAUCAAAUCCAGUAUCUUCAAUAUUACAUACACGAGAUGCGACUCACCACACCCUCAUGGGCUGAAUACCAUAAUAAUCGCACCGACCUUUUAUUUGAAGGGAAAGAGGAAGAAGCUGAUCAACUUGAAAUACCAUCGCUGGAGGAAGGUAAAGAUGAUUGGGUACCUUUACCGAGUAUCUUGUGUAAAGCAAGAGAUCUAGUUUCUGUAGAACCUAUCACGAUAAACUCCAAUAUCUAUAUGAAGGAAAUCUAUAAGCGAGUCACGAAAGACGGCAAAACAGCUGAAAGAUAUGCAAGAAACGGUCUACCAGUACCAGAGUUCGAUCCAAAGCGUUUCGAAGCUAUCAAAGAUAAUAUCACCCCUGGACCUGGAUUGAGAAAAGGUCCAGAGAGACAAGGUAGAAAUCACGAUAGAGUGGAAGAAGCAGCUGAAGGAACAGGUUGGGGUGGAUUUCCCCUUGUCAAAGAAAAAGAUCACAGCAAAGAUGCAGAUGAUUCAGCUCCCGUCAUCAAUCGUUCACCUCCCGAGAACGAUUUUGACGGUGGCGACCAAGAUCAUCCUCCGACACCAUCCACCCCAUUCAUCGAUCUAGGCAUGUCAUAUUUCUACCACUGUCAACGAGCCUUCAUUCUCGCGAUAAGUGGGGGUUUACUCGCGUCUCUUCCCGACACCCAACGACCUGCUCCAGGAGAAGAGGAUGACGAAGGACCAAUGUCGUUGAUACCUCCUGAAAUCGGAAGAAGUCUGUUCAUCUCUCUUGCCGUGACUAGAUACGAGAAAGACCCCUCAGUAUUACUUGAAGUCGGAUACUCUGCUAUCUGGUGGCAAAAGAUUCCUCAAGAAAUCGAGAGGAAAGAAGGUGAAGCGAACAUGGAUUAUGAGGAGAUGAGAGAUUCGGGUCAUUUCAUUAUCCAAGAACAUAUACUUGACAAGAAGAAUGGCGAGGUCCGACCGGACUAUCGAGAUGGGUACCUUUUUGGAGAUUCCUUGCCGUUGCAGAAAGAUAAAAUCCGUUCUACGAUUAAACAGAAGAUCAAGGAGCUUUCUGUUAGAGCUGGAAACGGACCUAUAUACAUCGUAAAUCAUACUGCGGAAGGGGAAGUCUUCAAUUUCAAGGACAUCGGAUUUGACAUCUCUCUCACAUCGUCGGAUCUCCAACCUGAUGGCUGGGAAGUGCCCCCUUACAUGUGUGCCGCUGGUUGUGGUUCCGUUUUCAUCGUUAACACCGCUACUUUGUACGGUUCAGUCGAGAACGUUCCUUCGAAAACGGUUGACGCAAUACAAUAUGCUGGUCGAACGAGGAAGUCACUCCAGCAUACAGCUCUGCUUGUGUUUGGGCAAGACCAACACAAAAUACCUCACAGGUGUGGAAAUGCGGGCAAUGAUGCUUUUUACACUCUCGUUGUGUUUUUGGAUCUAAUGAGCGGUCUCACCCUUCCCGAGUUACGAGAAGAAUACGCCAGAGCUCAACUUCUCUUGAAUGGCGAAUCGCUCUCUUUGGCAGAUUCAAACGCCAAGAUCGUGCAAACGGUCCCACUCACCCCUAUCCCAUCUACCGACCAAGACGCUCCCACCCCAGACCCUGAGCCUGAAUACGAUAGCGACGAUGGGUUCAUGGAAGAUGAUAUGAUCCAGGGUAUUUUCUAUGAGGAUGAGAAAGGUAACCUGGUGGAAAUGGACGAUGAUUGGUAG
Molecule: messenger RNA, 1869 nt
Organism: Kwoniella shivajii
Lineage: Eukaryota; Fungi; Basidiomycota; Tremellomycetes; Tremellales; Cryptococcaceae
Exons: 10
Coding region: 1-1869 (622 amino acids)
Cellular component (GO): nucleus
Source: RefSeq, a predicted model, not a curated record